GGGCCUUUUGAGCUGCUACAAUUUUGGGAAACGAUCCUGGGAGCAAAAUUGCAGUUUCCCAAACCCAAAAGGAAACACAAAACAGAAGGAGCCAACAGCACCUCCUCCACUAUAAAAGCUCCUUCCAGCCGCGAGAAACUCCAGCAUGUUCUUUUUUUUUUUCAAACUCAAUUUUAUCUCCCUCAGUAUUUUUUUCUUUAUUUCUUUUCUUAUGGGUGAAUCGGAAAACCCCCUCCUCAAUGAAUUCUGGGCCGAGCAGUCAACUCCUCCUGAGCCGGCCCCCAUCGCCGGCCAAUGCUUGAAACCGACCCUUAAUGAUUGCACAAGCUUCAAUCGGACCAGAAUUGCCGACUAUGGAAUUCAGACAUCUCGUGAUGCCAAACGUGUUGCUGGCUCUGCAAAGAUAUCAGAGUUGAGCAACAAGAACAGAACAUUGUCCUCCAAUACUCUUAUGAGCUCUGAGCAGGAAAUUGAAUGCGGCGGGGCUUCCAUGAAGCUUGCAUCUGGAUUUCUUAAGCAGAAGCAAUUUGAGGAGGACAUUCAAUGCAGAUUGAUUAAUUGUGAUACUCCUACCAAAGGAAGGAAGAGAUCCCAGUCAUCUCUUGGAUUGCCAACCUCUAGUCAGUUAAAAAGAUCAAAGAGAUCAUCACCAGCAGAAAGAAGACCAUCAUCAAUUGAUGAUCUCCCUGACACGGCAUUGGUUGAAAUCCUUUGCCGACUUCCAUCAAGUAAAUUUGUGUUUCAAUGCCAGUGUGUGUCCAAGCGUUGGCGCACACUCAUCUCAGAUCCUUAUUUUAUCGGCCGCUUUGUGCAUAUCCAAGGUUAUAGGAAAACUCCAAAGAUGUGCACUCUAAUAAGUCAAAAAGGAGAGGAAUUCCCUCCUAAAAUGCCAUGGUCAUCCAAGCUACUAACCCCAGUGUUCAAACAAAUAAUGAGUUUCCACUCUUUGAGAAAAAAGCCAGUUGUGGUAGCAACGUAUAAUGACUUAGUUUUGUGCUGCGCAACUGAGGAUUAUCAACGCAAUUACUACAUCUGCAAUGCAUACACCAUGCAAUGGGUUGCUCUUCCUCCCACCCCAGGUCGAUGCCACGAUUGGGUACUAGUGGGAUUCAUCUGUGAUAUUCCCUACUAUAAUUCUAAGAAAGAAGAUUGGAAAGGGCAUAACGUCCAGCUUAAUGCUAAGUGUGUGUGCAACGUUGUGAGAAUUCUUCCUCCUGAUGAAUCUGCAAAUGAUGAAAAAUGUGAUUCCUUAAAAUUAAGCGUGGAGAUCUUCUCUUCUGAGACUGGUGAAUGGAGAGAAUCAGUUGUGGCUUCCCCACGAUACUUUGAUUUUGAUGACCUUGAAGAUAUAUCCUUUGCAUACAAUGGGAUGUUAUAUUGGACAAGUGACGAAGACCUUCUUUUUGUUGGUUUGGGUCCCUUCAACGACAAUAACACGACAACUAGUAGUAGUAGUAGCGGUAAUGGUGAUGGCGUUAUUGAUCAUAAACUUCAUUUUACUGUAUUUGAGGAGCCUCUAAAUGGACGUUUUGUAGUUGAGUACCUAGGUAUGUUCGGAGGAUGUGUGCGGAUGUGUGACUUUAAGGCGGCUACCACUACUCUGUAUGUUUGGGAGUUGAAAGAACAAGAUCAUGAUCGGAUGGUCGAUGGCGCUGCUGGCAGAUUGUGUUUAACUAACCACAGGGUAUAUCACUUGGACCCAAAAAUGUAUCUGGAUGGUCCAUUUACGUGCGAAAUGCAGGCUUUUGACCCAAAUAAUAAGGAUAUUUUGUACCUGCGUGUGGAUGGAGAUAUUAUCAAGUGCAACAUUCAUACAAAAAAGUGGUCUAGGAUAGUUAGACGGUGUCCAGUUGGUAAUGGUGACUAUUGGCCAGUUGAGCUCCCAUGGUGGCCAACUCCAGUUCCUAGAUUACCGCAGCAUGCCCAUGGUGGAGGAACUAGCAGCUAGUAGAUAACUUGAAUUAAAGUACUAAACUUUUGUUUGUUAAAGUUGGAUUAUUUGUGUUUGAUAUACUCAGCAAUGUUACACUUGUAUUUGCUGGUAUCCCUAGCAUGUUUUUUUAAUUGUUCUUUUUGUUAACUGUUUUUUACCAUCUUUUCUUAUUAUGGCGAUAUGUGGAGGACUGCGAGUCGUUCUGUACACACCCAGUUUAUUAAUUAAAGCAUUCCUUAAGCUGAA
This is a messenger RNA of Prunus dulcis (almond), 2179 nucleotides long. RefSeq lists its product as uncharacterized. Gene Ontology annotation, molecular function: protein binding. The record is from RefSeq and is a predicted model, not a curated record. Bases 146 to 1948 code for a protein of 600 amino acids. The transcript is spliced from 3 exons. Lineage: Eukaryota; Viridiplantae; Streptophyta; Magnoliopsida; Rosales; Rosaceae.